Molecule: messenger RNA, 7955 nt
Organism: Sorex araneus (European shrew)
Lineage: Eukaryota; Metazoa; Chordata; Mammalia; Eulipotyphla; Soricidae
Gene: TEP1
Product: telomerase associated protein 1
Exons: 54
Coding region: 171-7865 (2564 amino acids)
Biological process (GO): telomere maintenance via recombination
Cellular component (GO): telomerase holoenzyme complex
Molecular function (GO): protein binding; telomerase RNA binding; telomerase activity
Source: RefSeq, a predicted model, not a curated record
CCGGCGCGUCAUCGCGGCGCGCAGCUCCGGCCGGCUCCGGCCGGCCUUUCGCGGCGGCUCCCGGCUCCCGGUGGACCGCGGCGGGGCUGCUCGCGCUCCGGCUUCCCGCGGCCGAGGACCCGCGCCGGGGACGAGAGCGCAGGUAUCUCGUGGUCGGCCAGGUACCAGUCAUGGAGAAAUCUCAUGCACAUGUGUCUGCCCACCGGGACAUCCUCUCCUUGGAGAACCGCUGCCUGGCUACACUUUCUGAGCUGGGGACCAUAAAGAAGUCUCACUGGCGUACAUAUGCCCAUCCAGAUAUUCUCUCCUUGGAGAACCGCUGCCUAACUACACUUCCAGAUCUAAAGAGCACUGUGUCUACCAGCCCCUUGCUCCAGUGUCUCCAGAAAUCUCCCCUGCUGCAAAGUGAUCUGUGCAGGCUGUACAGCACCAAGGGUCAGCUCUCUGCGCCUCCAAGCUGGAAGGCUCAAUGCCUCUCUGAGAAACUAGACCCGCUGAUCCGCCCCAGCACCCUGACAUCCAUCUCUGCCCGGGAGACUACUCUGGGAACUGCUUCGGAUCAUCAUUCCUCGUCAGAAGAAGAGAAAAAUGCAGAGAAGAAGGAAUGGGCGGAGGUUCAAAUGCCUUUUUACAGCCUGAGCUUGGGCGAGGAGAAAGAGGAGGAUGUUCUGGCCCUGCAGUUCAGCUCUGGAGACCCUUGUCCUGAGUCCACUGACCACAUCCUUCAGGAAAAAAAGAUGGCUCUAAUAAACUACCUGUGCUCUGCUUUGGUAUCGAAUAUAAAAGAUAUAGAAGACCUCUUGGAAGCCUGUAAAGAACUGGCACCUUUGGAACCCGAGUUUAUUCUUAAGGCAUCUCUGUAUGUCAGGCAGCAACUCAACAUUCGGGACAUGGCCAACAAACUCUUGGCCAUUGCUGCCUUUUUGCCUGUCUGCCGCCCGUACCUGCGACGCUAUUUUAGUGCCAUUGUCCAGCUGCCUUCUGACUGGAUCCACGUAGCCGAAUUCUACCAGAGCCUGGCUGAAGAGAGAGUGAACAAACUGGCUCCCCUGCCGGCCUGCCUGCGCGCUGCUAUGACAGACAAAUUCGCUGAGUUUGAUGAGUACCAGCUGGCUAAGUACAACCCUCGGAAGCAUCGGGCCAAGACUCACCCCCGACGACCCCCCCACCCUUCAGUCAGUUGUGGCAAGACGAAGCGUUCAUUUUUUGAGUCAGGACGCUAUUUGCCAAGGUGCAUUCAGCGAUUUCGGAAUGAACAGAGGGAGUUUGAGAAAACCUACUACACAGAGUCAGGGAAAAAGGAGCAGUCGAAGUUCACCCUGAAGAAGCUAGUACAGCGACUGCAUAUUCGGGAGCCUGCGCAGCAUGUCCAAGCCUUGCUGGGCUACAGAUACCCUGACAACCUACAGGCCUUUUCUCGGAGUCGCCUUCCAGGGCCAUGGGAUUCGAGCAAAGCUGGGAAGAGGAUGAAGCUCUCUCGGCCAGAGACCUGGGAGCGAGAGCUGAGCUCACGCGGGAACAAAGCCGCUGUCUGGGAAGAUCUCAUCGGCAACGGGAAGCUUCCCUUUAUGGCCAUGCUUCGGAAUCUGUGUAACCUGCUGCGCGUCGGAAUCAGUGCGCAUCACCAUGAGAUAGUUCUCCAGAAACUCCAGAACGAGAAGUCAGUGAUCCACAGCCGACAGUUUCCAUUCAGGUUCCUCAAUGCUCAUGAUUCCAUCAACAGUCUUGAGGCUCAGCUGAAAAACAGAGCUUUGCCAUUUCCUUCCAACAUAAAACUGAUGAGGCGGAUAAUUAGCAAUCCAAAAAACAGAAGGAAGUCUGCCUAUCAGCAACUCUCAGGACGUCGGGAAUUUCGGACAGCAAUGAUGUUGCCUGUGAUAUAUGAGCAGCUCAAGAGGGAGAAGCGGAAAAUAAACAAGACCAGACAGUGGAAAUACGAUAGUGCGAUACUAGCUCGCUAUCGACAGGCCCUGGAGACGGCUAUGAACCUGUCCGUGAAGCACAGCCUGCCCCCGCUGCCCGGCCGCACCAUCUUGUUCUACCUGGUUGAUGCUGAUGCAGACAAAUUCUACCCCAAAAGCAAUCCACAAGGGCCACCCCUCAACUAUGUGCUCCUGUUGAUGGCGAUGACAGUGGCACGGGCCGAGCAUGCAGAUCUUGUGCUGUGUGGGGGAGGCCUUUGGAAGUCGGCUGUGCUGAAAGCAGGUGAAGGCAUCCUGCAGACCGCCACCCAGCUCCAGACCCAAGUACAGGAGUUCACCUCGAGUGCUGAUUUUUCAGAAAACUCCGAUUGGUCCAUGACUCCUGUGGGCAAGUACCUGCUGUCUCUGGCUAUCCAGAGGGUUCCGGUGGACAGGGUCAUCCUCUUUGGUGACAGAAUGACUGAAACACUAGUCUAUUUGGCUAAACAGAUCUUCUGGCAGCAUGUAAAUCCCAAGUGCCUCUUUGUGGGAAUUCUCCUAAGAGAGACGUAUAAUCCGAAUCUGACUCAGAGACCCAAUGAUGUGACGUUCUCGGGCUGUACGGAUGGGCUACUGAAGUUCAUUGCAGAGCGUGGGGCUUCACGUCUUCUAGAACAUGUGGGACAAAUGGACAAAAUAUUCAAGAUUCCACCUCCCCCAGGAAAGACAGGGGACGCUGCUGUCCGGCCUCUUGAGGAGAAUACUCUGAGCCCCUUGGCUUCUGUUUCCCAGCCCAGGUGGCGCAGCCUCCGGCUCUUCAUCUCGUCCACUUUCCGGGACAUGCACGGGGAACGGGAUCUGCUGCUGCGGUCGGUGCUGCCUGCCCUGCAGGCCCGCUUGGCCCCCCACCGCAUCAGCCUUCACGCCAUCGACCUGCGCUGGGGUAUCACGGAGGAGGAGAGCAGAAGGAACAGACAGCUGGAAGUAUGCCUCGGGGAGGUGGAGGACUCGCAGCUGUUUGUGGGAAUUCUGGGCGCCCGCUAUGGAUACACCCCCUCUGACUACAACCUCCCCGACUACCCUCAUUUCCGCUGGGCCCAGCAGUACCCUCCAGGGCGUUCGGUGACCGAGAUGGAAGUGAUGCAGUUUCUGGACCGGGGCUCCCGCCUGCCGCCUUUGGCCCAGGCCCUCAUCUACUUCCGGGACCCCGGUUUCCUCAGCUCUGUGCCGGACGCCUGGAAGUCUGACUUUACUUCUGAGUCUGAAGAGGCUGCUCAUCGGAUCUCAGAACUGAAGAGCUACCUGAGCAGACAGGAAGAGGUUCUUUGUCAGAGAUACUCCUGUGAGUGGGGCGGUGUGGCCGCCGGCCGGCCCUAUGUGGCAGGGCUGGAGGAGUUUGGGAAGUUGGUCCUGCAGGAUGUGUGGCACCUGAUUCAGAAGCUGUACCUUCAGCCUGAGGCCGAGAGGGAGCAGCCAGCGUCCAUCCCAGAUGACGACUCGGUCCAGGAGACGUUCCAGCAACUGCAGAAGCCCCCGCACCCCGCCCGACUGCGCCUUCUUCGUGACACAGUUCAGCAGCUGAGGCUGCCCCAGGGGAGGCUGAGCCUGGUGACAGGACACUCAGGACAGGGCAAGACAGCCUUCUUGGCGUCCCUCGUGUCGGCCCUGCAGGCUCCUGAGGAGGCCAAGGCGGCUCCCUUAGUUUUCUUCCACUUUUCAGGAGCCCGACCCGACCAGGCUCUUGCCCUCACCCUGCUCAGGCGCCUCUGUACCUAUCUGCAGGGCCAGCUGCAAGAGUCCCGUGCCCUCCCCCAGUCCUAUCGGGGCCUGGUGUGGGAGCUACAGCAGAGGCUGCUGCCCCAGUCAGCUCAGUCCCUGCAGACAGGCCAGGCCUUGGUGCUGAUCGUCGACGGGGCUGACAGGUUGGUGGACCAGCGUGGGCACCCGAUCUCAGACUGGAUCCCCAAGACCCUUCCCUGGAGAGUACACCUGGUUCUUAGCGUGUCAAAGGAUGCAGGCCUGGGGGAGGCCCUGGAGCUGAACCUUGGUGCCCACGUCGUGACCCUGGGGCCCCUGGAGCCACGUGCCCGGGCCCAGCUGGUGAGGGACGAGCUGGCUCUGUACGGGAAGCGGCUGGAAGAGUCGGCGUUUAACAAUCAGAUGCAGCUGCUGCUAGUGAAGCGGGGGUCUGCACUGCCGCUCUACCUGCGCCUGGUCACGGACCACCUGAGGCUCUUCACACUCUAUGAGCAGGUGUCUGAGAGGCUCCAGACCCUGCCCGCCACUGUCCCCCUGCUGCUGCAGUACAUCCUGGGUACUCUGGAGCAAGAGCAUGGCCCCCAUGUCCUUUCCAAAGCCCUGGCCACUCUGAAGGUCACUCGUAGCGGUCUGACAGUGGACCAGCUCCAUGGGGUGCUGAGUGCAUGGCAGAUGCUUCCCAGGGUGACCAAGAGCUGGGAGGAAGCAUCAGCCGCUGUCAACAGUGGGGACCCCUUCCCCAUGAGCCCGUUCGCCUACCUUGUCCAGAGUCUGCGCAGAUUGCUGGGAGAAGGCCCCCUGGAACGCCCUGGAGCCCGACUCUGCCUCGCUGAUGGCCCCUUGAGAACAGCAGCUACGUGUCGCUAUGGGAAGAAGCCGGGGCUGGAGAACAUGGCCCACCUUCUCCUCGCAGCUCAGCUUUGGAAGGCCUGUGACCCUGACGCCUCAGGCACCUUCCAGAAUUGUCCUCCCGAGGCUCUGGAAGAUCUGCCAUACCACCUGCUGCAAAGCGGGAACCGUGGCCUUUUGGCGAAGUUUCUCAGCAGCCUCCAUGUGGUCGCUGCGCACCUGGAGCUGGGUCUGAUCUCACGACUCCUGGAUGCCCACGCUCUCUACGCUUCUUCAGUCCCUGAAGAGGAAGAAACGUUUCCAGAUGCCGAUGUUGCUGUCUUCAACAGCUUCCUGAGGCAGCAGGCUCCAGUCCUCCGCCAGUACCCCCUUCUCCUGCCCCAGCUGGCCGCCAACCAGCCCCUGGACUCUCCUCUUUGCCGCCAGGCUCCGCAGCUCUCCAAGCGAUGGCGGCUCCAACGCAUGCUGCGAUGGCUGAAUAAACCCCAGACUAUGGGGAGCGGCCAAUGCUCCAGCCUGUCUCUGCUGCUUUCUUCCACACCCACAGCUGUGGCCUUCUCUCCCAGUGGGCAAAGGGCAGCUGUGGGCACUGCCAAUGGGAUGGUUUACAUAUUGGACCUGAGAACCUGGCAGGAAGAGAAGUCUGUGGUGAGCGGCUGUGACGGGGUCUCCUCCUGUUGCUUCCUCUCAAACAACGCCCUCUUUCUGACCGCCUUUGACGGGUUCCUGGAACUCUGGGACCUGCAGCACAGCUGCAGGGUGCUCCAGACCAAGGCUCACCAGCACCAAAUCACCGGCUGCUGCCUGAGUCCGGACCGCCGGCUGCUGGCCACCGUGUGCCUGGGGGGAUGCCUAAAGCUGUGGGACACCGUGCGUGGGCAGCUGGCCUCCCAGCACACCUGCUCGCAUCCCCUGAACUGUGUGGCCUUUCACCCUGAGGAGCAGCUCUUAGCUGUUGGCAGCUGGGCCGGCAGCCUCAGCUUCUUCCAGGUGGAUAGACUCCGGGUCACCAAGGAACUCGGGGCUCCGGGCAUCUCCGUGCGCACUGUGGCCUUCAGUGAGGCGGGACGGGUUGCGGUCAUGGGCCGGCUGGACGGGACGCUGGAGCUGUGGGCGUGGAAGGAAGGGGCCCGACUGGCGGCCUUCCCUGCCCACCGGGGCUUUAUUACUACUGCCCUUUACCUGCACUCUAGACACCAGUUACUGACCACUGGUGAGGAUGGCAAGGUUCGUGUGUGGUCUGGUUCUCUGGGUCAGCCCCGUGGUGCCCUUGGCUCCCUUCCUCUCUCUCCUGCCCUCUCCUUGGCUCUCAGCCCGGAUGGUACUCAAGUGGCUAUUGGGUACCGAGAAGAUGGCAUUAGGAUCUACAGACUCUCUUCAGUUUCCCAAGGAGCUCGGUGUCAAGAGCUUGAUGUGGCAGUGACAGCGCUGGCCUGGCUAAGCCCGGAUGUGCUGGUGAGUGGGGCAGAAGAUGGGUCCCUGAAGGUCUGGCAGCUCCAGAUCUGCGGCCUUCAGUUGCUCCGCUUCCAGUUCACACAUCAGAAGCCUGUACUGAGUUUGGCUACCUCCCAGGAACUCUUGGCUUCUGCCUCAGAGGAUUCCACUGUGCAGCUGUGGCCGAAGCUGACCCUGACUUUGCCCUCGAAGACCAAAGACUUUCCCACUGGUACUAUGGUGCUAGGACACACCGGGCCUGUGAGCUGCUGUAGCUUCAGCAUUGAUGGAAACAACCUGGCCACUGGGGGCAGGGAUCGGAGCCUUCUCUGCUGGGACGUGAGGAACCCCGAAAUCCCUGUUCUCCGUUACGCCUUCAAUUUCUGCCACCGUGACUGGGUCACUGGCUGUGCCUGGACCAAAGACAACCUACUGGUCUCCAGCUCCAGUGAUGGCUCUGUGGGGCUGUGGAACCCCCAGUUGGGACAGCAGCUCGCCCACUUCCUGGGCCAUCAGAGUGCUGUGAGCGCCGUGGCAACCGUGGAAGAACAUGUGGUAUCAGUGGGCCGAGAUGGAACUUUGAAAGUGUGGGACCUUCAGGGUGUGGAGCUGACCAGCAUCCCUGCACACUCAGGACCCAUCAGCCACUGCAUAGCUACCCUGCAGCCUCGAUCAGCGGGCCAACCUGGGGCAGAGCUGCUGGUGGUGACUGCAGGGCUGGACGGGGCCACUCGCUUGUGGCAUCCACUCCUGGUGUUUCAGACACACAUCCUCCUGGGACACAGUGGCCCUGUCAAUGCAGCUGCUGUUUCAGAGACUUCUGGCCACCUGCUGACCACCUCAGAGGAUGGUUCUGUCCGCCUCUGGCAGGUACCUAAGGAGGAAACAGAUCAUCCAAGUAUCCCUAGGAGUCCUGAAGCCAUCACUGCUGUGGUCUGGGCCCCAGAUGGCUUCCUGGCAGUAUCUGGAAACCAAAUUGGGGAACUUGUCUUGUGGCAUGAUGCGAAGGCUGUGGCCACAGCACAGGCUCCAGGCCGCAUCAGUUCUCUGACCUGGCUCUCAGCACGCACCUUCAUCGUUCUCACAGCUGAUGAAAAGCUCAGCGAGUGGCAGGUGCAUCGAGAGAAGGGCUCAUCUUCCAGAAACUUCAGUCUUCACCUGAAUCGAGUUCUGCUGGAGGACCAUAGGUUCCUGUCAGUGGUGGGCCUGGCCCCCAAUGGUCACUUACUCAUCUUUGUCAGUGGGAGUUCGGAAUUUAUGAGCAUAAAACCAGGGGAUGAUCCUUCUGUUAUCUGGUACUGCCAUGUAGUACAACCUGUAAUAUCCACCUGUAAAGACCUCGGUGUGUUUGUCCUGCAACCAUUGGGAUAUACAUAUGUUUAUAACUUGAGACAAACUGAAUCAGGAGACUAUGAGAGUAUAGAAUUUUCUCUGGACUUAGAGAAUCCUACUCAGAACCAAGUGUCGAUAACUCAGGCCAAAGUGGAGUCCGAGUCAUCGUUUUUGUGUGCCAGUGACGAUGGGAUGCUGUGGAAACUAGGCAGGCGCAUCAGCGAAGAUAAAUGGAUGACAGACAACAUCUGGAAGAAGCAAGAGAAGAUGCAGGACACCCAAAAUUCAGAGACCGAGAGUGUGCAUUCAGACACGUCCAACUGGACAAGCACCAUAGAACUCAUGACACAGCAGCGUCGAAAGAUUCACUCAGGCCCUGUCACUGCCCUGCAUGUACUGCCUGAAUGGCUGGUGACAGCUUCAAAAGACAGAGAUGUAAAGCUGUGGAAAAGAUCCAGUAUGGAGCUGCUGGGCCUGUUCCGAUGUGAAGGGGCAGUGAACUGCGUUGAUCCUCACAUGAACCCUGACUCUGGCCUGCAGCUCGCAGUGGGAGACGCACUGGGCAACGUGUACUUUCUCUCCUGGGAAUGAGGAUGCGUGACUCAGAAAUUAUCACCUGGGCCAGAACUACAGAGCCUGAAGACACUGGAGGCUACUUUCUUAAUAAAAUUCAAAUAAUGA